Messenger RNA from Thelazia callipaeda (thelaziosis nematode), 1257 nucleotides. NCBI's taxonomy places the organism in Eukaryota, Metazoa, Nematoda, Chromadorea, Rhabditida, Thelaziidae. The record is from the annotation of a GenBank genome assembly.
AUGGUUGAAGGAGCUCAAGGUGAUGUCACUUUGCGCAGCUUAAUUGAAAAUGAAAUUCCCGAUAGUAGGGCAAAUCUUGAAAACAGUUAUGCGAAUUUGGAACGAGUUGCUGCCUACUGCGAAGCAAAUUAUGCUCAGGCUCAGGAUAAAAGGGCAGCUUUUGAUGAAACUAGACGAUAUGCUGUACAAAGUCUUGCCAGUGUAGCAUAUCAGGUUAAUACUUUGGCUUAUGCACUGUUGCAUUCCCUCGAUUUACAGACGGGUAAAAUCAAUAACAUGGUGUCACAGAUUAACAGUAUAGAAGAAAUCAUUUCAAUUCAUAAAGAGAAAGUAGCGAGACGGGAGAUUGGUUUGUUAACAGUGAACAAAUAUGUUCAAAAGCAGCCUAAAGUUGUUGCAGUUGGAGUUCAGGAACCUGUUCAGCGUUACCAGAGCACUCCCAUAGAUUAUUCGGUGUUAGAUAACUUGGGACACGGUGUUAAAAUUCCCGAGCCUAUAAAUCGAUCAUUUAUAAUGCAUGCAACCUCCACCGUAUCUCAAGGAAGUUCGAACGCACAUUUUCCAAUUUUUCCGAAUUUUGAACAGUUAUUGCCGAAAGCAAAUAUUACUGCAACGCUUUCUCGUUCGGCAACAGCUCGUGGAGACCACUAUCGCACACCACAGAUAGCGGCCACUCCCGUCAUUGAUCCCCAAAGAUUCUCCACUAUUACGCAUGCUAUUCAAAAUUAUAGUACUAUUUCUGCUGCUCCAAAUUAUGGCACUAUUAACAAAAAACGCGAUUCACAACAGUCUAUGCCUCUUCCUCCUCCUCAACUAGCUCCGGUAGCUCAGUAUAGGCUAUCAACAAACAGCUUAGGUAACGUCAUCUUUCUUGUGUUAUUUUCCGACGGACUUCCUCCACCACCUACUUCUGUUAUGAUGGAUGAUGAGCCUUUGCCACCUCCUCCGAUACCAACUACAGUUACACCAAUUCACGAGUCAGGAUCUUCAAAAAAUAUUUCUGGAUCAUCUGCUAAUGAAUGCUCAUCUCUGGUAUUGGAGUCUGCAUUUGACCGAUCAUACGAAUGGAUUCCAAAAGUUUAUAUUGAAAAAGCAAUUGCACUGUACGACUAUGAAGCAGAAAAACCGGAUGAGUUGACUCUUAGAGAAAAUUGCAUCGUGUACGUUUUACGGAAGAAUGAUGAUGGUUGGUUUGAAGGUGUAUUAAAUGGAUGUACCGGGCUGUUUCCAGGAAACUACGUGCAAGCGAUCAACUAA